UGUGUGCGCGCACCGUCCGCGCAACGCCGCGCGCCGGCCCUCCCAAAAACGCUACAAAAUAACCAUCAAACCAUAUAAUAAUCACCCAAAUAACACCUACAAUGUGAUCCUAUGUGCUCCUUAGUGCGUAUGAAGUAAUACCAAAAAAUAAUAACAAGUGUGUGAGUGAUAAUAAUAAAGAAUCCAAAGGUGGAAGAAUCCAGUGAUUAUGGAACAAUAUCUAAUGGAUAAAUCGGCGGUUACAGUGGCUAUUUGAUCGUGAAUCAAAUGUAAAGUGAUGAAACUGUGAAGUGCUAUCAACGUUGGCUUUUUUUUGCAAAUGACAGUGCAGUGUUACCAACCUAUUCACGCUGAUAUUUUUAGUUGUCAAACUGUCAGAGCUGUCAAUGUGAGCUGUCAAGCAUGCCGCGCCCGAGCUCCGCGCCGUACCGGCCUACUGUCAGGCACUUCCACAAUCAGCCCGAGCUGCAGAGAGGAGGCUUUGGUCUGAUGCUGAGGUGGAUCCUCUUUGUGUGGCUGGCCAGCUGCGGGCCGCUGGGGAAUACUGUGAAGCAAGAUGGUGGCUGCACGUUCCCCCCUCGCUGGCACGGGCGCUGGUUCCAGUCGGGGGUGAUCCAGCCCAUCAUCAUAGAAGGAGACCGCCUCUCCAACAAGGGGAAGUGCGUUUCUUCAGAGGGAGACAAGUUUCUGAUAGUGGACGAGAAAGGCUGUUAUCGCUGCGUCGUGAUGCAUGAAAAACAUCAGAAUGUCCUACAAUAUAAAGAAACGUUCUGCUACCGCCGAGACGCACUGCCUCACCUGUGCACCCUCAUCACGGGAGAUGCGCUCUUGUACUCGAUGUUUCGGGAGAAUGCAGACCCGGUGGACUGCCCUCUGAAGGGGCCCUUCUCCUUUACUUACAACAGGGGCCAUGGCGACUGCAAAAGCCCGGUGUCCUCGAUCGAGAGCUGCACUGAGGACUCGAGGCUACUCCUCAACUAUCAAGCCUGCCCUGACGUGCACGGUUCUGAGAGCACCGUGGAGGAACUGGAGUGCCUAGCAACGUGGAAGGAGGGCAGCCUGAGGUUCCUGGUGGGCAAACUGCACCACAACCACGCGACCAGCAACGAGGACCGCUACCGCUGCUUCGUCUACGAGAAGACAAAUGGUAUUGCAUCAGGAAGUGCAGCUAAAGAUGGCCCCAGCGCCCCUGGUGGCGUGGAGUACAGAGUGGCCCAAUCCGGUGACGCGACCUGCAACGGCCUGUUCAGCGCCACUGAAGGCUCCAGGACUAUGGCUUUGAAGCGAGUAUCAGUUCGCUUCAACUGCCAGUUCCCGUCCUGGAUGACGUUCUCGCACACGUGGCACACGCUAGACUUCAGCAGCAACUACACGUUCUACCAGCGGAACGCGACGCUACGGAUCAGCAACCAGACCGGUGCUGAUAUUAAAGUCUACUGUGUGAAUGUGAAGGCCAGCUCGCCCAGUGGAAACUCGGUGGCUUUGGUCGCGCAUUGGCAGCACCAUUGCGUGUCCCGCUACGUCUGCGUGGUGCUGUACCGGCGGGACACGUACAUAGCUGAGUUGCAGCGAGGCGCGCCCACCGCGAGACCCGACGAGGCGUGCUCGCCGCACCACUUCAAUGCCGUCACGGCGCCCUACGUCACGCUAGUUGCAAGCAAUCCAGAAUCGAAAGAGUGCCCUUACCCUGGAAAAUACAGCAUCCAGAAUAGCAGACAGCAACGCGAUGUGCGCUCCCUCGACAGGAUACACAGGAGCAAACGGGAGUCGAUCCUGGAACGUAGGGUUAACGGGACGAGACUGUUCAACUUUAACGUAAGGAACAUGUCGGAAGAGGCCAUCUUGAGAAGUCGGAGGCAGGCGGAGGAUUACGCGUGUUCAAGCAGCUAUAGCAGACUGGAGGUCGGCUGUAACUCCGCUAAGAAUAUGGAGUUCUAUUCCACUUGUGAGAAUAGGGAGUUAGUUACAGCGUAUACGUGCCACGGCGGCUGGUACGAGAAUGGCGUCUCAUUCGUAGUGACGACGCCGGUAACGCGCGACAGUACCGCAGCGCGGCGCUACUGCUUCGUGUCCCAAGACACGCGCGGGGGGGCGCUGGGUGUAGCGCGCUCGCCGAACAACUGCGAGAGAGGGGCGCAUCAGUCUAUGGUCUUCGACGCCACUGCUACUGGUGAAUGCCACGAUCAAAGCAACGGCCAGCCCCUAAUCAUAAUAUCAUUACCACUCGUAGUGUCCACCACGAUGAUCACCCUCCACUACAUCAUCCCGAGAUGAUUCCCAGCGCACGCCCCUAGCCCCACCCUGUAAUAUAGCUAUAUCUUAGGCCGACGUAGGAACAAAUGUAGAACAAACAAUUUUACUUCGUAAGUACCUCGUAAUUUAAUUUAAGUUGAUCGACUUGUUACAUUUUCUACAUUUAUUUCCAUGUAAAAUAUUUAAUA
Molecule: messenger RNA, 2441 nt
Organism: Ostrinia furnacalis (Asian corn borer)
Lineage: Eukaryota; Metazoa; Arthropoda; Insecta; Lepidoptera; Crambidae
Gene: aus
Product: argus
Exons: 13
Coding region: 403-2274 (623 amino acids)
Biological process (GO): autophagosome-lysosome fusion
Source: RefSeq, a predicted model, not a curated record